This is a messenger RNA of Lycium ferocissimum, 1487 nucleotides long. RefSeq names its product glyceraldehyde-3-phosphate dehydrogenase A, chloroplastic-like. Lineage: Eukaryota; Viridiplantae; Streptophyta; Magnoliopsida; Solanales; Solanaceae. Gene Ontology annotation, molecular function: NAD binding; glyceraldehyde-3-phosphate dehydrogenase (NAD+) (phosphorylating) activity; NADP binding. Gene Ontology annotation, biological process: glucose metabolic process. Bases 103 to 1311 code for a protein of 402 amino acids. The transcript is spliced from 4 exons. Gene Ontology annotation, cellular component: apoplast; chloroplast. The record is from RefSeq and is a predicted model, not a curated record.
UAAUCUCAUCCACUGUCUUUUUCUCUCCAUCCUAUCUUCACUAAAUACAUGUGCUCCUGCAUUCUCAACUGACCUGCUUGUGCUUGUGAAUACAUAAUAAUAAUGGCUUCGGCUGCUCUAUCAGUAGCCAAUUCUUCUCUCCAGGUCACCAACAAAGGAUCAUUCUCAGAAUUCUCAGGGCUGCGCACUUCAUCUGCUGUUCCAUUCGGAAGGAAAUCUAACGAUGACUUGCUCUCUCUCGUUGCUUUCCAGACCUCUGUUAUUGGUGGAGGAAAGAACAAGAGGGGAGUAGUUGAGGCCAAAUUGAAGGUAGCCAUCAAUGGAUUUGGAAGAAUUGGAAGGAAUUUCUUGAGAUGCUGGCAUGGCAGGAAGGACUCUCCCCUUGAUGUCAUUGCCAUCAAUGACUCUGGCGGUGUCAAGCAAGCUUCUCACCUCCUCAAAUACGACUCUACCCUCGGCAUAUUUGAUGCUGACGUCAAGCCUGUUGGUACUGAUGGCAUCUCUGUCGAUGGAAAGGUCAUCAAAGUCGUCUCUGACCGUAACCCCAUCAAUCUCCCCUGGAAGGAUCUUGGCGUUGACUUGGUGAUCGAAGGUACCGGAGUGUUUGUGGACAGAGAGGGUGCCGGGAAGCACAUCCAAGCUGGAGCUAAGAAAGUGCUGAUCACUGCCCCCGGGAAGGGUGACAUUCCUACCUAUGUCGUCGGUGUCAAUGCCGACCUUUACAGCCCUGACGAGCCCAUCAUCAGCAAUGCUUCUUGCACCACCAACUGUCUCGCUCCUUUUGUCAAAGUCCUUGACCAAAAAUUCGGCAUAAUCAAGGGGACCAUGACAACUACACACUCCUACACUGGUGAUCAAAGGCUUCUUGAUGCAAGCCACAGGGACCUUAGACGUGCAAGAGCUGCAGCUCUCAACAUCGUGCCAACCUCAACUGGUGCAGCUAAGGCUGUGGCCCUUGUCCUCCCCAACCUCAAGGGGAAGCUCAACGGCAUUGCCCUGCGUGUGCCCACCCCAAAUGUCUCGGUGGUGGACCUCGUUGUUCAAGUAUCCAAGAAGACAUUUGCGGAGGAAGUGAAUGCUGCAUUCAGAGAGUCUGCUGACAAUGAGCUUGCUGGAAUUCUCUCCGUCUGCGAUGAGCCCCUCGUUUCAGUCGACUUUAGGUGCUCUGAUGUUUCAUCAACUGUUGAUGCUUCACUCACCAUGGUCAUGGGAGAUGACAUGGUUAAGGUUAUUGCUUGGUAUGACAAUGAAUGGGGUUACUCACAGAGGGUGGUUGAUCUUGCUGACAUUGUUGCCAACCAAUGGAAAUGAAGUAUAUGAACAUGGUGUUAUCUGUUAAAUAUUACUAGCUUAAUUUUUUGCUUUAUCUGUAGAUUAUAUUACUUCCUUUUUCUGAAAAUUGUAACGAGAACCCAGACAGUCUUCUAUCCUAAAUUUGUGUAAUCUUAUCAAUCAAUUUCAAAUAAUGUUCCUUUUUCAAAACCAAA